UCUGUGGCUCUGGCUCUGUGAUUUGUGAACAAAAAUGAAGUAUCCAGUCAAAUAAAAAACAAUCAAGAACUGAAUUGUUUUAGAAAUAAGUAAAUUAGGUUUAAACAUUUAUAAACUUUGAAUUGCGAAUCAUAAAAUAGAUUGUUCAAGAAAUCCUCUCCACACGUGUAUGUGAACGUGAGUGUAACAAUGAAGUAUUCUUGUGACUGAAUGAAAUACUAAUAUAGUGGAAUAUUUAGUGCGAUUGAGUUCUUAGCCGUAAUGAUGAAAAGUACAUUACCUAAAGAUAAACCUGGCAAAAUGAGGAUCAGAGCGUUUCCCAUGACUAUGGACUCGAAGUAUGUGGAGAAUAUAUGGAGUUUACUAAAAAAUGCAAUACAAGAAAUACAAAAGAAGAAUAAUUCCGGGCUUUCCUUUGAAGAACUAUAUAGAAAUGCAUAUACUAUGGUUCUCCACAAAUAUGGGGAAAGACUGUACACAGGUUUAAAAGAGGUUGUAACCCAACAUUUGGAAACAAAGGUGCGUGAAGAUGUUCUUAACUCUUUGCACAAUGGAUUCCUGCAAACACUAAAUAAUGCGUGGACGGACCACCAAACCAGCAUGGUGAUGAUACGUGACAUUCUUAUGUAUAUGGACCGAGUGUUUGUGCAACAAAAUGAUGUUGACAAUGUUUAUAACUUAGGGCUCAUUAUAUUUAGAGAUCAGGUAGUACGCUAUGGUUGCAUCCGCGAUCACCUGCGACAGUCGCUUCUGGAGUUAGUGGCGCGCGAGCGGCGCGGUGAGGUGGUUGAUAGGCUCGCCAUACGCAAUGUAUGCCAGAUGCUCAUGGUCCUCGGAAUCAACUCUCGAGCUGUCUACGAGGAGGACUUUGAGAAGCCUUUCUUGUUGCAGUCUGCUGAAUUUUAUAGGAUGGAAUCUCAAAAGUUCUUGGCGGAAAAUAGUGCUGCGGUUUACAUUGCACGUGUUGAGGCGCGUAUCAGUGAAGAGGCGGAGCGCGCACGGCACUACCUAGACGAAAGCACCGAACCGCGCGUCGUUGCGGUACUGGAGCACGAGCUUAUCGAGCGACACAUGAAGACCAUCGUUGAGAUGGAGAACUCUGGUGUGGUGCAUAUGCUGAUGCACACACGCACGGUGGAGCUUGCUUGCGUGUACAAGUUACUGUCGCGCGUCAGCGAGGGGCUGCGUACGGUGGCCGACGCGGUCUCCGCCAAUCUGCGCGAACAGGGCCGUGCGCUCGUCACAGACACGCACCACAACACCAACGCCAUUGCCUACGUGCAAAACCUCCUUGAUCUGAAAGAUAGAUUCGACCAUUUCCUGCACAACUCGUUCAACAACGACAAAAUAUUCAAACAAAUGAUUGCUUCCGAUUUCGAAUAUUUCCUCAACCUUAACAAUAAAUCACCCGAGUUUCUUUCAUUAUUUAUCGAUGGAAAACUGAAGAAAGGUGAAAAAGGAAUGAGUGAACAAGAAAUCGAGGCAGUCCUGGACAAGACAAUGGUUCUGUUCCGUUUCCUGCAGGAGAAGGAUGUAUUCGAGCGCUAUUACAAGCAGCACCUCGCUAAGCGCCUAUUGCUCAACAAAUCUGUCUCCGAUGAUAGUGAAAAGAACAUGAUUUCAAAACUUAAGACUGAAUGCGGUUGCCAGUUCACAUCGAAGCUUGAGGGCAUGUUCAAAGACAUGACAGUCUCUAACACCAUCAUGGAGGAGUUCAAGGAGCAUGUAAUUUCAUCAGGGACAAAUCUGCACGGUGUAGACCUAUCAGUGCGCGUGCUUACCACCGGCUUCUGGCCAACGCAGAGCGCCACGCCCAAAUGUAACAUCCCCAUUCCGCCACGAACCGCCUUCGAAGUCUUCAGAUCAUUCUAUCUAGCAAAACAUUCAGGGCGACAGCUGUCCUUACAGCCGCAACUAGGCAGUGCGGACUUGCACGCGACGUUCCGAGCGCAAGUAGCGACUGCCUCCCCUCCCCGCUCCCCGCCCGACGCCACCGCUGCCCCCGCGCCCGCGCCCCGCCGGCACAUCAUACAAGUGUCCACCUUCCAGAUGUGUGUGCUGCUACUCUUCAACAAGCGUGAGCGGUUUACGUACGAGGAAAUACUGAAUGAGACUGACAUCCCCGAGAAGGACUUAGUGCGCGCACUGCAGUCACUGGCCAUGGGCAAGCCCACGCAGCGAGUUCUCAUCAAGCAUCCCAAGACCAAGGAGAUUGAACCCUCGCACCAGUUUUACGUCAACGACGCAUUUACAUCAAAGUUACAUAGAGUUAAGAUCCAGACAGUAGCGGCAAAGGGCGAGUCGGAGCCGGAGCGACGCGAGACUCGCAACAAGGUGGACGAAGACCGCAAGCAUGAGAUAGAGGCCGCCAUCGUGCGCAUUAUGAAGGCCAGAAAGAAGAUGGCGCACACUUUACUGGUGGCGGAGGUCACCGAGCAAUUGCGCGCACGAUUCUUGCCGUCGCCCGUAAUCAUCAAAAAGCGCAUCGAAGGGCUGAUCGAGCGUGAAUACCUAGCGCGCACGCCCGACGACCGCAAGGUCUACACCUACGUCGCAUAGGCCAACUCAUCGAGAUCUUUGAAGUUUGAAUGCCAAGUUAAAGUGAUAGAAAUAACAAAAGUAUUUAAAUUAUUUCAAAAUAAAAAUUAUUAGUUAUUA
This is a messenger RNA of Pararge aegeria (speckled wood butterfly), 2658 nucleotides long. It is a transcript of the gene Cul3, whose product is annotated as cullin-3. The record is from RefSeq and is a predicted model, not a curated record. The transcript is spliced from 16 exons. Gene Ontology annotation, biological process: protein ubiquitination; ubiquitin-dependent protein catabolic process. Gene Ontology annotation, cellular component: Cul3-RING ubiquitin ligase complex. Gene Ontology annotation, molecular function: ubiquitin protein ligase binding. Bases 262 to 2559 code for a protein of 765 amino acids. NCBI's taxonomy places the organism in Eukaryota, Metazoa, Arthropoda, Insecta, Lepidoptera, Nymphalidae.